ACCACACAGACAGCGGUAGAGAUGGAGUACAGCGGGGCAGUCGGUCGUUUCCACGAUUCUCUGUCAAAGUUUAAAGUCUACGAGGAUUAUCUGGACUCCAAAGUCACUUCAAUGGAUCUAUUUUACCUAAAAAGCAGGGAGUUGGCCCGUAAGCUGGUGGAGCACGGCCACAAGGGCACGGUCCUGAGCAGGGAGGAAUUUGUGGAGAGGAAAGCAGCUGCACAGGCUGCAGAGGCUGCAAAGAGCAACGCUUUCCACAACAGGGGCCGGCCAGCGACACUGGCAAGUGCAGGAAAAGAACUCAAAGAUAACUUCCUGAAAGCCCUGGCAGAGCGAGAGGAGGCCAACCGCAGUGGGAAAAUGACUUCGGUCAUUUUCAUAAGGGAUCAUAAUACUCUUGGACAGGAAGUAUCUGGCUAUAUAGACUACACCCACAGACUCAAGACCCAAGAUUUUGAACCAUAUUUCAGCGGAAAGAAGAGACUGAUGCCAGGACGCUCGGAUUUAUGCUACUACAACUGGAAGACACGGGUGUCCACGUCCAACUCGAGCCCCAACUUCGAGGUGAUUUACGACGACCCCAACGGCCUUCUCUUCAAGAACAAGAGGGACAAGAAGAUUCUCAAUGUGGACCCUCUGACAGCCAAUCAUAUUGUAGAUGGGGCGGGACUUGUGACCCUGGUCACCCAGAAAAUGGAGGAGAAGCUUCAAACGUAGUGAAAAGCUAGAUAUAUUUCCUAACACUAACCAGUAAUUCUGGUGUGUUAAAGUGCCUAACAAAAGCCUAAAACUCUCUCACAAAGUGUGAUACUUUCCUAAAUCUAACUAUAUAAUUUUGAUGCCAAAACUUAAGCAGAAAGCAAGUGAAAACCAAAAUUAAAGAACAUCAGAAACAAAAAACUAAAUCCUGAUGCUGAAGGUCUCUAGUCCAUCAGGGGACACAAACUCUGGUCUAGUAAAUUGGACUUUGUCACUAUUUCAAACUGGCCGCCUUUUCUGUCCCGACGCAGGUCACAAAUUAUCUCCAAACUAAAUUACAUUUCUACAAAAACAUAUUAGAGAAUGCAGUUUAGUUGUAUUGAACUAGUUUUGUUGGGACAAGGUUGGACCAGGUAUGUCUUUAAGAGAUGAUUUUGUUGUCCUUGUAGCUAAGGUGACUUUACUUUCUCCCACUGUUUCCAGUUUUAAGUGUAAAAUGGUUGAAACUCUGCUUUUCCACGUCUCUUACAACUUUACUUGUUGACACGUUAUUUCAGAAGAAGCCUUUACUGUAAAAGAAGUAGUUCAAGAGAUAAAGAAAUCAAUGGGAAGUGGCGAAAUCAAAAUUAAAGAGCCACAGAAAAAGAAACUUAAUCCUCAAACUGAUGGUCUCUUGUCCAUCAAGGGACACAAACUCUGGUCUUCUAACUCAGACUUUGUAGGUCUUUCAAACUCUCCACCACAUCACAGUUUGUAAAUUAUUUCCAAACACAAUAACAUUCCCUUAAAGAAGCAAUUGGGAAUGCAAUUCAGUUCUAUUGGGAUGUAGGUUUGUGGAGACCGAGCUGGCAUAAAUAAGUCUUUAAAAACUAAUUUUGUUGUCCUUAUAGCUCAUUUAUCUACAAAUGCUGUUCAUUUCACACCCUUACUGUCUCCAAUUGUAACUGCAAAAGGUUGAAAUUGUUCUUUUUAUCAUCUCUUCUAACCUUACAAGCUGACAUGUUAUUUCAGAAGAAGCUGAAACUCUAGUUGAAGAAAAAAAGAAAUCAAUAGAUGGGAAAAAGAGAAAAACAGGCACAGAAAGCAAAACUUAAUCCUGACACUGAUGGUAUCUUCUGUUGUAACUCUGAUCUUCUAACUCAGACUUUGUCCCAUUUUAAAACUGGCUUUUUCUGCCAAGUCACAGCAAAAUAAAAAUACAAAUUAAAGUACAACAAAAAGACUGCUUUCAAGUAUAAUAUUGAGGAACAGUAAAGAUGUUCUUGGGGUUAUUUAAGAUGGAUAUAAGGUUUGAAGCAAAUACGAAUCAGUAGGCAAUAAGGUCAUCUUCAUCCUUCUCUUUUUCAGACAUUAUUGUAAAGUUAAUUAAAAAAAUUAAAAAGUCAUCAGCAACAUCUUUCCAGAAGUGCUCUUCUGGUUUCUCUAGAUAAUGCACAAACCUCACAGUGACUUUUUGUUCAAACCAAUAUCCUCUAAAGAAAGAAGUAACACUGACUUUUAAAGGUGGUUUUUUGUGGAUUAUACAGGAUAUAUUUAUUUUUAAAAUCCUUUUAGAACUAUAAAUCAAGACAUAUUAUUGCUACAACAUGCUAUUCAUUUCAUAUGGCUAAUAUUUUUUAAAUUUUAACUGCAAAAUGGUUGAAAGUCUUCUUUUUCACGUCUCUACCAACUUUACUAGAUGACAAGUUCUUUCAGCAGAAGCCUUUACUGUAAAAUAAGUAAUUUAAGAGAUAAAGAAAUCAGUUGAAGGUGGAAAAAUCAAAACUAAACAGCCACAGAAAACAAAACUUAAUCCUGAAACUGAUGGUUUCUUCUUCAUUAUGCAACGUAAACUCUGGUCUUCUAAUUCGGCCUUCAUCACUUUUUCAAAUUGGCCUUUUCUGCCACUUUGCAGGUUGCAAAUUAUUUCCAAACAAAACUAUGCCUUCCCUAAAAAAAUAUUUUGAGACUGCAGUUGUAUCAGAUUUAGGAGUAUCUUUAAAAAAAAAAACUGAUUCUGUUGUUCUUGUAGCUCAUUUUCUCACAACAUGCUGUUCAUUUCAUGCCUUUAUUUUCCCCCACUGUCUCCAGAUUUUACUGCAAAAAUGUCAAAACUGUUCUUUUUCAUGUCAACCUUACUAGCUGACGUGUAGAACAAAAAGUCUUUCCUACAAGUCUAAGAGGAGUAGUUUAAGAGAUAAAGAAACCAGUGGGAGGUGGGAAGAUAUUUGCUUUCCACCUGCACAGAGAUCGGAGGAUCAAGGGGUCGAGACAGGUGCUUCCUCCAGACAGGGGCCCCGAAGAAUAAAGACUGACAGCCCUGCUUUUUUUCCUCUCCAGUUUCCCUUCUUUGCUGGGGGGUAGGGAAGUAGCUGGUGGGGCUGGAACUAUUUUGAAAUUGCAGACAGAGCUGUGGGGACUGCGUUUUUGAGGCCAAGCGCUAAAAUGGCAGCGCAGCGUUGGAGCUGUGGUCGAGCACCGCCCCGACCAGGCCGUCUAUUAAAAACACAAGCCAAGGCAGAGGAAGCCAGACACAGCAAACCGCCCGAGUGCCCAGAAGAACCCAGCUCGGCUCAGCCCAGAUUGGCUCGGCACGGAGCAGCACAGGACCCAUCCGGCCUUUAACCCACCAUGAGCUCACUUAGCUGCUCGGGGCGGCCGCAGAUCCGCAGGGGGAAUCUUCCAGAAUCAGAGCUCAAAUCGACUCAUUUUUACCAGUUUGUUUGCUUUUCUGCCUUUGUUGUGAUUAGUUUUUUCAGUUUGAGCGAAAAAAGUGGGUUGGGGCUGUCAUAUUUCUGUUUUGACAAUAGCUUGGUUGACGUUAAAAGUAAAAACAGGAAGUUGCUUCAAUGAUACACAACCAGUCAAAAAUUUUAGAACUCCCCAAUGUUUCCAGUUUUCUAUUGAAAUUCAAGUAGUUCAAGUUCAAUGAAUAGCUUGAAAUGGUACAAAGGUAAGUGGUGAACUGCCAGAGGUUAAAAAAAAGGUCAGAUAACCCAAAACUGAAAAAUAAUGUACAUUUCAGAAUUAUACAAAAAGGCCUUUUUCAGGGAACAAGAAAAGAACUUAAAGCUGUUCUGCACCAAUGGAGGUUGAUCAAACCUUGAAAGCUGGUGCUACCAAAUCCUACAGGUGUCCCGACUUUUCUAGAUUACUUCCAACUCCCUCUGUCUGGAUAAAAGUAGUGGUGGAACACACCAUGGAACCCUCCAGAGCAUUGUUAGAACAGUAUUGUACUGCAGAAACUAGUGUGCUGCUAUAAAAAUGGAGAGGAAAAGGCAAUUAACAAUAGAAGAGAGACAGACUAACUAAAGAAAUGGUCUUAGACCCAAAGUUAGUCGGGGAUCAUAGUCCUGUGGUUAUACACAACACUGCGAUUGAGCGGGUUUCCAGUUACAGAUACCUCGGGCUCCACAUGGACAACAAGUUUACCUGGAGCACUUAUGUUGAUAGUCUGUGCUCUCGGCUCCAACAGCGGCUCUACUUUUUGCGCAGACUUAGGCUGUAUGGAGUCAGCAGAAAGCUCAUGUUCAUGUUCUACCAGGCAGUGAUUGAGAGUCUGCUAAGGUAUGGCAUGAAUGCCUGGUAUGGAAACCUGACUGUGCAGUCAAAAGCAAAAUUACAAAGACAAAUCAACAGCGCGAUGAAAAUCAUGGGGGUGAAGAAUCAUCAGCCCCUCAAUGCACUGUAUGAGCAAUCUGUUCUGAGACAGGCUGGGAAGAUACUGGCUGAGCCCUCACAUGUGCUCUAUCCACAAUAUGAUCUGCUACGCUCUGGGAGGAGAUACAGGGUACAUAUGGGUUUGAAGAGAUUUAAAAACUCCUUCUUGCCAAAAUCAGUAAUGCUUUUAAAUAGGGACGCCUGAGAAUCACUAUGGUGUUGCAUGUUUGAUAACUUUUGUAUUCUAUGUGAUGUAUGAUGUAUGGAAUAUGUAUAACUUUUUUUUUUGUUUGUUUGUUUUUUAAGGCACUUCGGCACAAGUCCAAGACAAAUUUCCCUACGGGGACAAUAAAGUAUAUCUUAUCUUAGACCAUCAUAACACUUAAAAAUGUAGGUCUUUCCUACAGAGAAACUGUGAAGAAAGUCAAGGUGUCAGUGAGUCCAGUUUUCUUCACCAUCAAAAGGCUCAGAAACUGGAAGAAACUCUGACAGGAAGAGGUCUGGAAGACCCAAAGCCACAACAGAAUCAGAAGACCAGUUUCUGAGAGUCAACAUCUUCAAGCACAGCUUAAUAGUGGUCCUAGUUAGAAGUCUCAGUUUCAACUUGAAAAUCUGCCCAAAACAACUUGAAUUGUGGCCAAAAUAAAAUGAAAUCUCUCUAAAACAAUCUAAAAUGUGGCCAAAAAUGGCUAAACUUGUCCAAAAUUACUAAGAAUUCUUCCAAAAAUUAUUUAAAAUCUGUCUACAACAGCUUAUAACCUUUUCAAAAUGACCCAAAGUUGGUCAAAAUUACUUAAAAUGACUCAAAACCUGACAACAAUGACUUAAAUCCACCAAAAACAAAAUAAAUUGUGGCCAGAAUAACACAAAAUGUGUAUAAAACAACCUAAAACGUGGCUGAAAUGACAAAACCUGUCCAAAAUUACUAAAAAAUCUUUCAAAACAACUUAAAUGUGGCCAGAAUAACACCAAAACCUUUCCAAAAUGAUUGAAAUAUGUAUAAAACAAGCUAAACUGUGGUUAAAAUGGCAAAACCAAAGCCACAACAGAAUCAGAAAACAAGUUUGUGAGAGUCAACAUCUUGGUGAUAGGAGCUCACAGGACAACAGCUUCAAUCAGCUUCAUAGUGGUCGUAGAAAGAAGUCUCAGUUUCAACUGUGAAGAGAAGACUUGGAGUUGCACGUUUGACAGGUGGAGUUGUAGCAAGAAAGCCAUUUCUAAGACGUCACAAUAAGAAAAAGACGCUUGCCUGGGCCAUGAAACACCACCAAUGGACUACUGAAGACUGGAAGAAGGUAUUAUGGACUGAUGGAUCAAAAAUUUGAUGUCGUCGGUUCAUCACACAAGAUUUUAGUACGCCGUCAAGGAGGAGAAAGGAUGGUUCCUCAGUGUGGAACAUCAACUGUCAGACAUGGAGGAGGAAGUGUGAUGAUCUGGGGCUGUUCUGCUGGUUCCAGGGUCAGUUCUUGUACAGAGUGAGAGGAACCCUGAACCUAAACAGCUACCACAGCAUUCUGCAGCACCAUGCAGAACCCUCUGGUAUGUUCUAGUUGGUCAGGGGUUCAUCCUACAGCAAGAUAAUGAUCCAGAACAUCAGUCCAAGCUCUGCCAGAACUACGUUCGGAUAAAAGAACCAGAUGGUGAGCUUGAAAACAUGGAGUUUCCAGCUCAGUCUCCAGACUUAAACCCCAUGGAGCUGGUUUGGGAUGAACUGGACAGAAGAGUGAAAGCAAAGCAAGCUACAAGAACCACACAUUUAUGGGAACGUCUGCAACAGAGUUGAGAAGAACUUUCUGAAGAAUAUUUGAUUUCCAUUGUGGAAAGAAUGCUACAAGUGUGUUCAGCUGUUAUAUCUGCCAAAGGUGGUACUUUGAGUCAAAAGUUUAGAAUACAUUUUGGUUUCUAAAUAGAUUUUUCUUUUAAACUUUG
Messenger RNA from Amphiprion ocellaris (clown anemonefish), 6267 nucleotides. RefSeq names its product cilia and flagella associated protein 299 (gene cfap299). The record is from RefSeq and is a predicted model, not a curated record. The transcript is spliced from 6 exons. The coding region runs from base 22 to 717 and encodes 231 amino acids. NCBI's taxonomy places the organism in Eukaryota, Metazoa, Chordata, Actinopteri, Pomacentridae.